Molecule: messenger RNA, 1866 nt
Organism: Candida dubliniensis CD36
Lineage: Eukaryota; Fungi; Ascomycota; Pichiomycetes; Serinales; Debaryomycetaceae
Product: multicopper oxidase
Exons: 1
Coding region: 1-1866 (621 amino acids)
Biological process (GO): cellular response to iron ion starvation; reductive iron assimilation
Cellular component (GO): high-affinity iron permease complex
Molecular function (GO): copper ion binding; ferroxidase activity
Source: RefSeq, a predicted model, not a curated record
AUGAGAAUGACCCUAUCUUCAUUAGUAAUUUCAAUUACGUUUUUCUUCUCAUUAAUAGCAGCAGAAACUCAUACAUGGUACUUUAAGACCGGUUGGGUCAAUGCCAAUCCUGAUGGUGUAUUUGAAAGACCAAUGAUUGGUUUCAACGACAGUUGGCCCUUACCUACCUUGAGAGUAAAAAAAGGUGACAGAAUUCAAUUAUACUUAAUUAAUGGUUUUGAUAAUUUGAAUACUACUUUACAUUUUCAUGGGUUGUUCCAAAAUGGUACCAAUCAAAUGGAUGGUCCAGAAAUGGUCACUCAAUGUCCUAUUCCACCUGGUGAAACCUACUUGUACAACUUCACUGUUGAUCAAGUUGGAACGUAUUGGUAUCAUAGUCACACAGCAGGCCAAUAUGGUGAUGGUAUGAGAGGUGUUUUUGUCAUUGAGGAUGAUGAUUUCCCCUACGAUUACGAUGAAGAUGUUGUUUUGACAUUAGGGGAUCAUUAUCAUGAUUACUCGAAUGAAAUCAUCCCCACAUUUUUAAGCAGAUUCAAUCCUACUGGUGCAGAACCUAUCCCACAAAACUUCUUGUUUAAUGAAACAAGAAACCUUACAUGGAAAGUUGAACCCGGUAAGACUUAUUUGGUGAGAAUUGUUAAUAUUGGGGGAUUUGUUUCACAAUACUUGUGGAUGGAAGACCAUCAGUUUACUGUCGUUGAAGUAGAUGGUAUUUAUGUUGAGAAAAACACAACCGAUAUAUUGUAUAUUACUACUGCACAAAGAUAUAGUGUUUUGAUUACCACAAAAAACUCCACUGACAAGAAUUAUGCUUUCAUGCAACGCGUUGAUACUGAUAUGUUGGAUGUCAUUCCCUCCGAUUUGCAGUUGAAUGGUACUAACUAUAUUGUGUAUAAUGAAGACGCCUCAUUACCUGAUGCUUAUGAUGUCGACUCGCUUGACGACUAUUUAGAUGAUUUCUAUUUGAAGCCUUUGAGUAAGGAGAAGCUAUUAGAUGAUGCUGAUUACACCAUCACUGUUGAUGUUCAAAUGGAUAAUUUAAAUGAUGGAGUUAAUUAUGCUUUCUUCAAUAAUAUUACUUACAAAGCACCAAAAGUUCCUACUUUGUUGACUGUUUUGAGUGCUGGUGAUGCUGCCACCAAUGAAUUGAUUUAUGGAACCAAUACCAACAGUUUUGUGUUACAAGGUGGCGAUGUUGUUGAUAUUGUUUUGAAUAACUUGGACACUGGGAAGCAUCCAUUCCAUUUACAUGGUCAUGCCUUCCAAUUGAUUGAGAGACAUGAAGAAAUUCCCGAUACAGAAGACCCAGUUACCUACAAUGCUACUGAUCAUGCAGAUUGGCCAGAAUAUCCAAUGAUGAGAGAUACUGUCUAUGUUAGACCUCAAUCCUACAUUGUCAUGAGAUUCAAAGCCGACAAUCCAGGGGUUUGGUUUUUCCACUGCCAUAUUGAGUGGCAUUUAGAACAAGGUUUAGCCUUCCAAUUGAUUGAAGACCCUCAAGCUAUUCAAAAAAAUGAAAAGAUCACCGACAAUCACAAACAAAUCUGUGAGAAGGUUGGUGUUCCAUGGCAAGGUAAUGCUGCUGCUAAUAACAAGGAUUAUUUGAAUUUGGAUGGCGAAAACCUUCAAGUAAAGAGAUUGCCAACGGGCUUCACUGCUAAGGGUAUUGUUGCCUUGGUUUUCUCGUGUAUUGCAGGAUUCUUAGGAAUGGCAGCAAUUUCCUACUAUGGUAUGCAUGACAUUCAAAAUAUGGAAAAAAGAAUUGCCAGAGAUUUGGAUGUGUACUUUGAUGAUGAUGAAGAAGAAGAUCAAAGCAUCACUGAACAGGAUGCAACUGGUUCCUCCUCAAGUCCAUCAAACAAAUAG